CACAAGUAAACAGACCUGCAACUCACCCACGUCCGCUCACAUAUCCAAGAACGAAGGACUCGAGGUUUCUAUUUGCUCAAGAUUCGGGGCUCACCCCACCAAGCGGGCAACCAAGAUGACUUCCUUCAUUACCACCGUUAACCAAAGAACCCGAAACCAGUUCAGACCAAGGAACGCAACGAAGGGAACGAGUAGUUACCAACUACGUCAGUAUGCCGAAGCAACCCUGGGAGGUGGCAGCCUUCGGAAGAUCGUAAAGCUUCCAGAGGGGGAGGAUGAGAACGAAUGGCUUGCAGUUAACAUGGUCGAUUUCUAUAACCACAUCAAUCUACUCUAUGGGUCGAUAACAGAGUUCUGCUCUCCACAGUCUUGCCCAGAGAUGAAAGCCACAGACGAAUUCGAAUACCUCUGGCAAGACUCUGAGAACUAUAAACGGCCAACCAAGAUGCCAGCCCCGACCUACAUCGAACAUCUGAUGGUGUGGGUUCAGAGUAACAUCGACAACGAAGCAGUAUUCCCAAGCCGUAUUGGUGUCCCGUUCCCAAAGUCGUUCCCAUCGAUGAUUCGACAGGUUUUCAAGAGGAUGUACCGAGUGUAUGCACACAUAUAUUGCCACCACUACCCUGUCGUGAGAGAGUUGGGCUUAGAAGCUCAUUUGAACACAAGCUUCAAGCACUACGUGCUUUUUAUUGAUGAGCACAACCUAGCUAGCGGCAAGGAUUUCUGGGGUCCACUCGGUGACCUGGUCGAGAGUAUGCUCAGGAGUGAUUAGGACAGCAGGGCAGAAUGGAGUUAUGAGGAAGGGUAGACAGGGAAUUAUGGCGUUUACAGGAGGGGUGGCUGGCGUAUUAGCAGAAUGAGCUGUUCAUGAUCCGCGGUGGAUAACAUGCUCUCUCAUUUGACCAGGAGAAUUUAUAGCGCAAUGGGAGACCGUUGUGAUCCAUGCGGACAACUUCAGUUCUCUCCUGUAGUUUCUGCAUCAAUUAGCGGUUGAACAACAC
Pseudogymnoascus verrucosus is the source of this 1001-nucleotide messenger RNA. It is a transcript of the gene MOB1, whose product is annotated as Mitotic exit network component. Gene Ontology annotation, cellular component: nucleus; cytoplasm. The record is from RefSeq and is a predicted model, not a curated record. Gene Ontology annotation, molecular function: protein kinase activator activity. Gene Ontology annotation, biological process: cell division; positive regulation of protein phosphorylation; signal transduction. NCBI's taxonomy places the organism in Eukaryota, Fungi, Ascomycota, Leotiomycetes, Thelebolales, Thelebolaceae. The transcript has 6 exons. Bases 116 to 772 code for a protein of 218 amino acids.